Molecule: messenger RNA, 733 nt
Organism: Pseudonaja textilis
Lineage: Eukaryota; Metazoa; Chordata; Lepidosauria; Squamata; Elapidae
Source: RefSeq, a predicted model, not a curated record
CAAAAGGAUCCACACAAAGGAAAAGCCAUUUCAAUGCAUGGAGUGUGGACAGGCCUUUGCUCAAAGAGGUAAUCUUAUUCGCCAUAAGGUGAUCCACAAAGGGGAGAAGCCAUAUAAAUGCAUGGAGUGUGGAAAGACCUUUGCUUAUGGUAGUGGACUUACUAUGCACAAAAGGAUCCACACAGGGGAGAAGCGAUAUAAAUGCAUGGAGUGUGGAAAGACAUUUUCUCAGAGCGGUGGACUUAGUUGCCACAAGAAGAUCCACACGGGGGAGAAGCCGUAUAAAUGCAUGGAGUGUGGAAAGACCUUUGCUCAAAGAGGCCAUCUUAUUCGCCAUAAGGUGAUCCACAAAGGGGAGAAGCGAUAUAAAUGCAUGGAGUGUGGAAAGACCUUUGCUUAUAGUAGUGGACUUACUAUCCACAAAAGGAUCCACACAGGGGAGAAGCGGUAUAAAUGCAUGGAGUGUGGAAAGACCUUUGCUCAAAUUUGUAGUCUUAUUUCCCAUAAGAUGAUCCACAUAGGAGAAAAGCCAUUUAAAUGCAUGGAGUGUGGAAAGAGCUUUGUUCAGAAUGGUAGAUGUCUCAUAAAAGAAUCCACACUUGGGAGAAACUAUGCAGCAAUAGCAAUUCCACUUAGACUUAUAUUGCACUCCACAAUGCUUUACAAUUUACAAAGUUCAGCAUAUGGUCCCCAGCAAUCUGGGUCCUCAUUUUACACCGCCUCUGAAGGAUAG